AUGCCUUCCCGAGUGGAGGACUACGAGGUGCUCUUCACCAUUGGUACCGGUUCUUACGGUCGCUGCCAAAAGAUACGGCGGAAAAGCGAUGGCAAGGUAUUAGUUUGGAAAGAACUUGACUAUGGCUCUAUGACAGAAGCUGAGAAACAAAUGCUUGUUUCUGAAGUGAAUUUACUCCGUGAACUAAAACAUCCAAAUAUUGUCCGAUACUAUGAUCGUAUUAUCGAUAGAUCCAAUACAACACUCUAUAUUGUAAUGGAAUAUUGUGAAGGAGGGGAUCUGGCUAGUGUUAUAACAAAAUGCACCAAAGAAAGACAUUAUUCAGAUGAAGAUUUUGUUCUCCGUGUAAUGACUCAGCUGACCUUGGCCCUAAAGGAAUGCCAUAGACGAAGUGAUGGUGGCCAUACUGUGUUGCAUCGUGACCUGAAGCCUGCUAAUGUUUUCCUGGAUGGCAAGCAAAAUGUCAAACUUGGAGACUUUGGGCUGGCUAGGAUAUUAAACCAUGAUACAAGUUUUGCAAAAACAUUUGUUGGCACACCAUAUUACAUGUCUCCCGAACAAAUGAAUCGCUUGUCCUAUAAUGAAAAGUCUGAUAUCUGGUCAUUAGGCUGUUUGCUCUAUGAAUUGUGUGCUUUAAUGCCUCCUUUUACAGCUUUUAGUCAAAAAGAAUUAGCUGAAAAGAUCAGAGAAGGAAAAUUCCGGCGAAUUCCUUAUCGUUACUCAGAUGAGUUGAAUGACAUUAUUACCAAGAUGCUAAAUUUGAAGGAUUACUGUCGACCAUCUGUUGAAGAAAUUCUGGAAAACUCUCUAAUAGCAGAUUUGGUAGCUGAAGAGCAAAGAAAAAAUCCUGAGAGGAGAGGGCGACGAUCUGGAGAGCCAGAAAAGCUGCAGAAUUCAGGCCCUGCAAUGACUGAGCUGAAACUGAAGGAACUACAACUGCAGGAAAGAGAGAAAGCCAUCAAAGCAAGAGAAGAAAGGCUAGAACAGAAAGAACGUGAACUUUGUAUUCGGGAGAGACUUGCAGAAGACAAACUUAUCAGAGCUGAAAAUUUAUUGAAAAAUUAUAACCUAUUAAAGGAACAGAAGAUCUUGGCAUUGGCAAAUAGCUCAGAACCACUUGAUUUCCCCUCAUCUCUAACCAAGAAGAAAGUUCACUUCAGUGGGGAAAGUAAAGAGAAUGUCCUGAGUGGCGAGAACUCUGAGAAUUAUCCCAUCAGCAAGUCCAAAGGCUGUGACUUGAAGAAGAGACUUUAUGCUGCUCAACUGCGCGUUCAAGCCCUGUCAGAGCUGGAGAAAAACUACCAGCUGAAGAGCAGACAGAUUCUGGGCAUGCGCUGA
Messenger RNA from Gracilinanus agilis (Agile Gracile Mouse Opossum), 1338 nucleotides. It is a transcript of the gene NEK2, whose product is annotated as NIMA related kinase 2. The record is from RefSeq and is a predicted model, not a curated record. The coding region runs from base 1 to 1338 and encodes 445 amino acids. Gene Ontology annotation, molecular function: ATP binding; protein kinase activity. NCBI's taxonomy places the organism in Eukaryota, Metazoa, Chordata, Mammalia, Didelphimorphia, Didelphidae. Gene Ontology annotation, biological process: protein phosphorylation. The transcript has 8 exons.